GCGCGUCGCUCAGCUGACAGACUCACAGCAAGCCUUUUGUGUUUGCAGGAUUGCAGCAGCAGUGGGCCGAGAGGACAGACUGUCCCAGGCUAUCAUGGAUGACAGCUCAUCUCUGCGCAGAGUGAGCGGCUCCACUGAAUCUGUGUCAACUGUCACCAGUGAGGAGUUUGUGCUGGUGCAGCCUACUGCCGGGGGCUCUCCCUCAAGCUCUGAGGGGCGGCCCAGACUCAAGAUGUCAUGGAAUGGGAGUGAGCAGUUGGAGCGAGCGAUGGAGGAGGUGCUGGGUGAUGUGGCUGAUGGAUCAGGAGUUGCAGAGGAUGGUGGAGAUCCAGGGACUCCUGCAGCACUUAACUCUCAGAUCAGACCACUCAGCCUGGCUCUGGACACAGCUCCUCAUGAAGCCUCAGUCGGAGUGUUGGAGAGUAUUGCAUUGCAAGAGGAGGAUAGCGUACAGUUCAGCAAACUCUCUUAUUUGGGCUGCACCUGGGUGAAGGCACCUCGUAAUGAAACAGAGGCCCAGAAAGCCAUGGCCACCCUGCGGGCAGAGAGUGCCAUCCCCAUUCCUGUCACCCUGCAUGUGCCCAAUGGUCCAGACAGUUGUGUCCGGAUUGUCGACCAAGCCACUGGAACAGAGAUCGCUUCCUUUCCCAUCUACAAAGUGUUGUUCUGUGCUCGGGGACAAGAGGGCUCGGUCGAGAGUGACUGCUUUUCCUUCACUGAAAGCUACCGCAGCUCUGAGGACUUUCAAAUCCAUGUCUUUUCCUGCCAUAUCAAAGAGGCUGUUAGUCGCAUUCUAUAUAGCUUCUCAACAGCCUUCAGGCGUUCGUCAAAAGCAGCCACAGACAUGAGAGAUUCAGUGCUGCCUCUUUCCCCCAAUAGCGAUAUCUUCACCUUCACCGUUUCUCUAGAAGUGAGAGAAGAGGACGGAAAAGGAAACUUCAGCCCAGUCCCUAAAGACAGAGAUAAGUAUUACUUCAAGCUCCGGCAGGGUGUGCAGAAAAAAGUGGUGGUCACUGUUCAGCAAAUGAACAAUAAUGAGCUGGUAAUAGAGAGGUGCUUUGGGAUGUUACUCAGCCCUGGUCAGAAAAUUCGCAACAGCGACAUGCACCUUCUUGAUAUGGACUCUAUGGGGAAAAGUGCUGAUGGGAAGGCAUAUGUGAUCACCGGCACCUGGGAUCCAAACAUUCCGGCUUUCCAGCCACUGAAUGAGGACACGGCGAAAGAUAAGCAGGUGUUCGUGACGGUGGCAGUGGACCUGGUGGUGACUGAGGUCAUAGAACCUGUGCGGUUCCUCAUGGAGGUGCCAGUUAGGGUCUACCCAGCUAAUGAGAGAUUCUGGUAUUUCAGCAGGAAGGUGUUUUCUGAGACCUUUUACCUCAAGCUCAAACAGGGCACAGGGAAGGGCAGCCAGGGAGAUGCCAUGUAUGAAGUGGUGAGCCUGCAGAAACACACAGAGUGUUCGGCCGGAAUACAUGGCCGCCUGCAGUCUCCCACCGAAGAAGAGGAGUCAGAGGAUGAGAGUGACAGCGAGAUCUAUAGUGGGUCUGGCGAUGUGUCGAAGGACUGUCCCGAGAAGAUUCUGGAAACCUGGGGAGGAAUCCUGAACAGAUGGCAUGCAAACCUGUCGGCGCGGCCCAAGGGUCUGUCUGCUCUGGUGAAGCCUGGGAUCCCGGAGGCCUUACGAGCUGAAGUUUGGCAGCUCCUGUCUGGCUGCCCCAACGAUCAGCCUCUGUUAGAGCAAUACCGCAUCCUCAUCACUAAGGACUCCGCCCUGGAAGCGGUCAUCACCCGAGACAUCCAUCGCACCUACCCGGCUCACGACUACUUCAAAGACUCAGGUGGUGAUGGCCAAAACUCUCUCUACAAGAUCUGCAAGGCCUACUCUCUGUAUGACGAGGAGAUCGGCUAUUGUCAUGCCCAAUCAUGUCUGGCGGCUGUAUUACUGUUACAUAUGCCUGAGGAGCAAGCCUUCUGUGUGCUGGUAAAGAUCAUGUACAACUACGGUCUUCGAGAACUCUACAGAAACAACUUUGAAGAUCUUCACUGCAAGUUCUACCAGCUAGAGCGCCUGCUGCAGGAGCAGUUGCCGGAUCUGUGGUCUCACUUCCAGGAUCUGAACCUGGAGGCCCAUAUGUAUGCGGCCCAGUGGUUCUUAACACUCUUUACCGCCAAGUUCCCUCUCUGCAUGGUCUUCCAUAUCACCGACCUGCUCCUGUGCGAGGGGCUGAACAUCAUCUUCAGCGUGGCUCUGGCUCUUCUUAAGACAUCCAAGGAAGAUCUGCUUCAGGCCGACUUUGUGGGUGCCCUAAAAUUUUUCCGCAUCCAGCUCCCAAAACGCUACAGGGCUGCGGAGAACGCCCGGCGCCUUAUGGAGCAGGCCUGCAAUAUCAAGGUGCCAACAAAGAAGCUCAAGAAGUUUGAGAAGGAGUGUCAGUCUCUGAGAGAGAGCCAGUUACAACAGGAAGACCCCAUAGACCGAUAUCAGAGAGAAAACCGGCGGUUGCAAGAGGCCAGCAUGCGUCUGGAACAGGAGAACGAUGAUCUUGCUCAUGAACUAGUAACCAGCAAGAUAGCACUGAGGAAUGACCUGGACCAGGCGGAGGACAAAGCUGACGUUUUGAACAAAGAAUUGCUCAACACCAAACAGCGUCUCGUAGAGACAGAGGAGGAGAAGAGAAGACAAGAGGAAGAGACAGCCCAGUUAAAGGAAGUUUUCAGAAGAGAGUUGGAGAAAGCCGAGUUAGAGAUAAAGAAGACCACAGCCAUCAUAGCAGAAUAUAAACAGAUAUGUUCACAGUUAAGUACCAGGCUGGAAAAGCAGCAGGCAUCUACAAAAGAGGAACUGGAUAUAGUCAAGGCUAAAGUGAUGGCAUGUGAGCACUGUAGGGAUGUGUUCAGUAAAGAUGGACCCCUGCAGAUCCCAGCUGUGACUCAAGACAACCGGGACUCCGACCUGGAUGAAGAGAAGGACUCGCUCAAGGCACAGCUGAGAGAGCUUGAACUGGAGCUGGCCCAAACCAAACUCCAGCUGGUGGAGGCCAAGUGUAAGAUCCAGGAGUUGGAGCAUCAGAAGGGAGUUUUGAUGACUGAGGUCCAAGCUGCCAAAAACUCUUGGUUUAGUAAAACACUGGGCUCCCUCAAGAAUUCAGCCAGUAACCCAUCACCCUCCUCACCCAAAGAGGGCCAGUAGGACUCACCCAGGGCUUAACCAAUGAAGUAGCGUGGCAUAGACUUUGCGCUAGGCUAAUCUGAGCAGAAAACAACCUCUGAUGAACACUACUAGCAACACGACACGACAAUGCAGUAUUCCCUCAAGAUAUUCCCCAUGAAGUUACUUGUGCAUGGAUCGGUGAGCAUCGUAAACAAACAACUCCAUCUAAGCUGCAAGACCAUUAGUUAGACUCAAUAAAACUAGCUUCAGUAGCUAUUUACUUAUAAUGCUUCUAAUUAUUACUGGUUAUUUGGAUUCUGGAUCACCAUCAUUGAUUGUGUUUGUUAGUUGCUUAGGCAGUUUGGCCGCCUAGUGGAUAAAGAAAGUACUACAGUUAUUAUUAAAGAUACUGUGUUUUGGCACACAAGUACAUAAGAAAUGGCCUUUAGGCCACAAGUUCAAGGGGAAAAGGCUAUGUUUGUUUUCUUUUGGUUGUUUUCUAAGAGGGGAUACUGCAUUAUGCUACAAAUAUGAAUAGCUAAGCUUUUAUUGUUGUUUUUCUAUAUAGAAAUAAUACAUGUAAUUGUUUUGUCAUAUAAAUGUGUAUAACUAAACGUUGUUUUUUUAUUUUAAUCUUGUACAGUUCUGAAAGAGAAGUGCACCACUAUUUUUUAAAAUGUUUGAAUAUGAAUGUUUAUAUAUAGGCCUAUGUCAGAUACUUAAAAGCACAGAAUCAAAAAUUGGCCAUGAAUCCAUCCUUCUUUACUUUCCCAUUCCCAUGGGCUGUUUUAUGGAUCUGUCCAGCUGUGCAACUCAUAGUAACCAGGGUUAGUAUGGAAUUUUGCUGCUGAUAGCUUGAUGUUGCAGUGGCCAUUAAACAUUGACCUGCCAGGUCUUAACUUUAUAAACCGACAUUUAAUAGGUUAAUGACAGAUGCCAUGCCGAAAUCACGAUAAUAUCAAGACAUAAAAGGAUAGUUCGCCAAAAAUUUCAUAGUGGCUUCAAAGCCAUAUUCAGUCAAAGUGUAAGACAAUUUCAUUUCUUCUCUUGAUAUUUGUCAAAAUGUCCAUAUUAAUGUCUCUCACUGGUUCUCCUAUAAGUGUAGUAUAUUUCACUAAGUGUAGUGAAAUCAUUUAAAAUCUGCAUGGCUUUUAUGCAUAACAAGUCAUCCAUAUUGUGAACAUACCUUAUUUACGAUGAUGUUUGAGGCUGAGAUUUGAAGAUGCCAAACUAAUUAUAUAAAUAAAGGAAAUGUCAGUUUAAUAUUAACUAAUUAUUCAUUUUUACAAGCAUGCAUGUGGUUCAUUGGGGCUAACUUUAGUAAUGAAGGUACAUAUAUCCAUCUAUUGUAUUGCUGGUUUUAUUUCAAUUCUUUUGAUUUUUGAAACCGCUCCACAGAAAUGGAUGCAUUAAAUUGAUGGAAAAGACGACAAACAUUAGCUGAGACUGCAAAACUUGGACAUUUUUAGUGGGCGUGUUUACAUCCAUGUUCUAUCACCAAUUAUGCUUAAUUAACCAACAACGUGCGUGGUCAAGUAAAUGCAUUAAACGGCAUACCUCUAUCCGUGUACGGUCAUUAGCGGCUUAAGAAUAACCCAAUCAACGCAGGUAGAUUUUUGCCCAUCACCCCACUUUUGUGUCACAUGUAAACAUCUUUACCAUCAUUCUUACCAUUUAUCCAAUGUACGCAAGUGUUGUACACAGCAUAUUGCGGUGCAUGUAAACUGGCUCACUAAUCAAAAGCAUCACCAAACUGUAUCUGUAUGCUAAUAACUUUUAAAUGAUUUAGCUAAAUGUUAUGCCCCUGUUAUGUUUAUAUAAUUUGGGUCAUAAAGAGUCAACGAUAAAUAUUGCCAUUUUUUAUGAUAUUGACAACUUUUGGAGGAGUGCAUAUGAUGAUCUUCAGACUUGUACUAUAUCUUGGCAAUGGUUUUGCUUAUUGAAAUUAAACUUGUUGAAUGACCUUAAGACAAUUC
Xyrauchen texanus (razorback sucker) is the source of this 5127-nucleotide messenger RNA. Its product is annotated as rab GTPase-activating protein 1-like. The record is from RefSeq and is a predicted model, not a curated record. The coding region runs from base 95 to 3190 and encodes 1031 amino acids. Lineage: Eukaryota; Metazoa; Chordata; Actinopteri; Cypriniformes; Catostomidae. The transcript has 26 exons.